UGGUGUGUUGCUCCAGCAAAGGCGCGCAUUGAAUUGCCAAUUGGCUGGAAAGUGGCCCCAAGUCGGCAUGACAGUGGUGAAUGGGGUGAAAUUGGCCAGGAAGGCGAGGCUGGUGCUCCUGCUGGGCCUCUGUAUGGCAAUGCUGGGACUCCUUUGGCAGCAUUUCUGGGCCACGCUCGUGCCAAAUAUCUUCCUGUGGCGAUUGAAAUGGGAAUUGCCGCUGGAGAUUGAGAUGAAUAUUUCACUAUUCAAUUGGGUGAACUCCAACGAGAGUCUGCAGAAGCCCAUCUUCGCCGAAACUGGGCCAAUCACUUUCCGGCAGGAGAGCGCAAAUGAUGAAUAUGCGCGCGAUUAUGUGAUUCGGCCCAUAUUCCAGGGGCAUCUGCGGAAGAAGUUCUACUGCACCGCCAACUGUGCCAAUCUCAGCAUCGAUAGCAUCUCGACGCUGAAUUUCAGGCGUUCGUUGCCCAGCGGCUGGCGUGACACCUCGAGGCCUUGCUCUUGGCUCCCUUGCGCACUGCAGGAAGCCCUGUUCGGCGGUCGGCGAGAGGAGAAAACCAGAGACGUGACUUCUGACCCUUUUGGCCUCAGUCUGGUGAGUUUGGCGUCCGACAUCGACAUUUUCGACAGGGAAAUUGUCACCUCUGACCACAAUCGCUCAGCCAUCGUCGUCAGAGCGACAGGCAUCUGCAGAGCAAUCACACUCCUCGCCACCGGCAUUCCCGAGAGUCUCCAUGGCAUUGCCGCUGAUAGAUUUACAGCCAUACAUGAUGAUUCCGGGCCAAACUUCCUGAACGUCUCCUGCGCCAGUUCGGAGAUUCCACUGUUCAUCUCCCCGCCUGGCGUCUCAAUUGCGGUGGAGCCAACUUUUAGCAUGAUCAUUAGUGCGAUUUAUGAGCUGGAAUUCCUCGUUAUGCUGCCAUUCAAUCGCCAGCCUGACGCACGGACGUUCCUGCCAUUGCUGAAAAUUCGCCAGCAAGGCUCCAUGAGAGAGAGUGCGAGGAGAUCCUAUCACAAUCACCUCUUCGUCGUUCAUUUGGGGCGUCAUUUUUGCUGGAAAAUUCUUCUCGGUUUGGGAAUUUCAAUAAUCCUUUGCACUCUGGUGGUGUUGGUGAAGACAAAGAGAAACUACAAGAUUUAUUUUAUAGAGCAUCAGGAGUUGGAGAAUCUUUCAUAAGCUGUUUCUGUAAGAGCAGCAAAUAUUGUUUUUAGGUAAAUGAGAAAAGUUCUCAACAUUCCGUUCGAACUUGCAUUGUUUAUUUAUUAUAUUGCAUGCAAAGUUAUGUAGCAUUCUUAAUGUCAAUCUCCGGUCAAGUGUUUUUUUUUUUACUUAAAGACAAAUACACAAUGUAAAAAUCUGCAAAUAUAUAGUUUU
Messenger RNA from Phlebotomus argentipes, 1375 nucleotides. RefSeq lists its product as uncharacterized. Bases 68 to 1177 code for a protein of 369 amino acids. NCBI's taxonomy places the organism in Eukaryota, Metazoa, Arthropoda, Insecta, Diptera, Psychodidae. The record is from RefSeq and is a predicted model, not a curated record. The transcript has 3 exons.